GCCAGGCGCCAUGAAAAUAUUACUAGCCACACUGGCACUAGCAGUGACAGUGACUGUGUCCAAUGCUCAAGCAUCAAUAAUACCUAGUUACACCUGGGAAGAGGUGAAGCAGAAUCUUGCAACACCUGAGGAUGUCACAGAAAUGGUUGACUGUGCCCUUGGCAUCCGUCCUACUGAACAACUAGGCUGCCGGCCCUUGUUCAGUGAAUUAAGAAAUUCUCUGCAUGAACUAGUUCAGCAGAACUGCAGACGCUGCUCGCGGCAGAUGAGGAUGUUAAUAAAUAAUGCAAUCGUUCACCUCCAAAGUAAUUACAGAGAAGAAUUCAACAGACUUGUACGUGGUGUCAGAUCAUGAGGAAGAACAGCGAUUUGUGUAAUACAUGUUUCAAUCAAUAAAAAAUCUUAAUGAAAUGUUUAACAUUAAGUGAUUCAUGAAAUCCAUUGUGCAAAAUUUGUGUGUGGAUCCAGAAUAUGAGACUACUCUUGGGUAUACUGACAUAUGAACAAUGUCUCCCUCAUUUCCAAAAUCCAGGCUGUCUGUUUAAUAUGACAAGUAUUCUGUAUAUGCUAUAUAAUCCAGUUAGAAUUACUGCUUAUUUAACUAGGCCCAGUAAAAUCUUGCACAGACUUAUCCAACAUAAUAAUGUCCACUAACAUAAUAAUUAUGUGGUAACUGCCAGCUGGCAUACCUCAAAUAGCAGCUUUUAGAAACAUCACAAAUAAUAAUAUUUACACAAAACAUUGUGCCAGACUGACCACUAUGAACAGUAGAACUGUUACAUUACUGCCUAUGAAUUAACAUUUU
Messenger RNA from Penaeus indicus, 805 nucleotides. RefSeq lists its product as uncharacterized. The record is from RefSeq and is a predicted model, not a curated record. The transcript is spliced from 3 exons. Lineage: Eukaryota; Metazoa; Arthropoda; Malacostraca; Decapoda; Penaeidae. The coding region runs from base 11 to 355 and encodes 114 amino acids.